This is a messenger RNA of Lineus longissimus, 4052 nucleotides long. RefSeq lists its product as uncharacterized. NCBI's taxonomy places the organism in Eukaryota, Metazoa, Nemertea, Pilidiophora, Heteronemertea, Lineidae. The record is from RefSeq and is a predicted model, not a curated record. Bases 1684 to 2031 code for a protein of 115 amino acids. The transcript is spliced from 3 exons.
GAAGCCUUGAUUAAAUCAGCUAUAAGGUGACAUCACCAAGCAUCGAUUUAUUCGGGUAAUGGAUGACUCGAAUAGUUCGCUCCACACACCCAAGAAAUUACCGCAGACGACUGACACAGAAAUGAUCACUCUGUUAAUCUGAUCGUCUCAUCGGUAAUCAUUCUCGCGAUAUCUCGCAAAUCGACCGAAAGCCCCGGAUGCAUAUAUUCUCCUUUUGCCAAGAACAGCUUCCGUUGCUAAGCAACCGAUUCUGAGCCACCCGGUAUCUUUGUGUGAGGGUCAUUAUCUCGGCUUCGCUUUGUUUAAACGAGGUGAGUCCAUGUGAAUGAUUUACCCUGGAGAACAAGGUGUACAAAUCAUGAAGCCGUACGGUUCAGAGACAUUUACGGAUAAGAAAAGGAUUGUUAUGUGCACGACUGCACACCAGCAACACGCUGGUUGUUGAAAUUGAGACAACUGACGGAAAACAAGUUAAAUCAAUGAGAGUGAUCAUGUUCUUUUCCCUUGAGACGGAAGAAAACCCAAGGUGACAUUCUGUGUUUGAAAUAGUCAUGUGCCCGGCAAUCCAUCGGCAACGGCAUUCAGUAUCUGGUCCAAGCGACGGGGACGGUACACAGCAGCGUUUCGAGUAAUCAAAGGAUGACAACCUGGUUCCAAGAAGACAGUGUGAUUUACCUCAGUUACAGAACCCUCAGCAAGGCAACUCGAACAUUGCAUCUGUUAAAUUGAAGGAGACACGCCCUUUAUCGCGCAGUGAAAUAUCAGUAGCCGCGCGCGUCUAAAAUGUGCCAUUAACACAACAAAGGAGCUAAUUGGCGUACUACAUCAUAAAGGUUCGUUAAUCGAUUGAUAACAUUGUCGGAAGGAGACGCCUGAUACCUUUAACGCCUGCUUUGGGAGUGGUGACGCAAAAUUAGGAAGAUAAGGGAGAGGUGACGCGAUGAUAUCAUGUGAUUUCAUCAACGAUCACUGCAUGCGGUUGGAGUAAGUGGGAGUUACGGCCUUUGCGGUUACGUGGAUUAUGACGUCAUCACAGUACACCAUCUGCACGGAAUACUAGUUUGUCGAUACAGGAAUAUUAAGUAAUGACAGCUACUUGGAAAGGGACUGAAUCUGUUUGAUGAUAGAGUUCUUGCCGCACAACCUGAAUUGUCGUGCAGAUCGAAGAUGUUGUCAUGGUUAUCCUUCGGGCAUAUUCGUUCUGAUAACAAGUACAGGGGCCUGCCGCAGAGGCCCCUGCUUCAAAACGGUGGAUGCCAUUUCGAAAAAGCUGAUUGGAAAAUGUGAUUAGGUUCAAAAUGAUAAUCCGAGUGGGAUUUUUAUUGAUUAUGGAUUACUGGCGGCUUGAGACUUGGUGACCUCCAACAAAAUCUCUAUCAACAAUAUGGCUUUAAGGGAACUAUAAUUAGUGCUUUCAAAAAGGGAUGGCGGCUGACGUAAUAAAGAAAACACAGUGCACUACUUUCGUGUGACAAUGUCUCCAUUCCAUCAAACUUCGGUACUGAAAACAGAAGAUAUAUACGUAAGUUAGAGAGAUCCGAAAUUGAUUUUUCCUGGUAUUGAAAAUCAGACGCUGGAGUCUGUCUUGGUAGUAGUAUCAGUUUUGACAAGUUCAGGGAAUAACAUAAACAUUGUUGCAUGUCAUCUGCACAAGGUGUCUGAUGACGUCAUCAUUGGGUGACAAUGAUACCAACUGCAGGGAUUCUGGUGUUGUUAUUGUACCUGCAACUCCUGACGGACAUUCUCGGAUAUUUCCUAUCGAAUGGUGGUGGAAAACAGAAGACGACGAGCAGUGGUUCGUAUCAAGGAAGAGAAAGACACAAGAAUCUACCUACUACCAGCCCGAAACCCAUCCGCACUCUGGACGGUCUUUGGAAGCGGAUGAUGCAAGCCCGGGAGCAAGACCUUCAGCAGAGCGGUCUCAAGCCGGACGAAGUGACCAAGAAAAUGUCCGAGGCACGGGCCGAGUUACGGAGGCUCAUGUCCGCGAGAAUGGCAGCGGCCAGGGCGACCGAGGAAGCCAAUGAUUGAAGAGCACCUACUGCAUCUUUCUUCACGCCGUUUGCCAUAUUCGAGCCUUGAAAAAAGCCAAGAUUGGGACGCGGACUGUGUGUACAGUGCUAUACAUGCAGGAAGAAUCCAUUGAGCACUUUCUUCUGUUAUGGCAUGUUAGUAUGUUUAUUCAAUACCACCCUGGCACCUUGGUAUCGGCUACACCGGCGUCAACAUGUGCGCUACGGGGUCCACCCGAAACUAAAAUUUAAGAAUAUGGCCACUGGACUAUUCUUCUAACAGCAGUGUACAUAGUGGAGCGCUUGUCUACAGCAUGUUUGGACAAAACACACCAAAGCCAAGAGGACACACAAUGAGCUUUAAUUUCCUUGUUCCUUCGUGCCACGGGGCGUCUGGUUCCGCCAUGGAAUUUUAAAACACAAGUUUCUUACUUUGUGUUCUUUCUUUCCUUCCUUUUCCAUUUUAGCAGCGUUGAUCUUCUCUUGCACUUUUUGAGACCUGGUCCUCAUCUGAUCGACAAGUUCUCUCGCCUCUGCUUCAUCAUUAUUCCUUUUAACCUUCUUUUCAGCUUUCAGCAUUUUUUCUAUCCUUUUAAAAGCCGUUUCCAUCUGUUUUAUAUAUAAUUUAGUCAAUUUUCGCUCCAAUUUUAUUUCUUUUUCCCAACGUUUCAUGCUCUCCUUCAAACGCUUUAGCGCAAUCCUCUUCAAAGACAGUUCCGUGUCAAAAUCUUCCAGACUCUUUCCUGUGUCUGUAACGUUCCCCUUUAAAGCAAGGUCUGCUUCAAAAUCGUCCAAUCUCUUCACCGUAAUCUGCCUAGAAGCAAGCUCUGCUUCAAAAUCAUUCAGACUCUUUGCGGUAACCAUUCGCAAGGUACGGUCUGCCCCAAAAUCAUAUGAUCUUUUCAAGGCAAGCAUUGUCAAAGCACGUUCUUCUUCAAAAUCAUACCUUUUCUUCACUUUUACCUGAGUCAUCGAAGCGACACGUUUUGCUUUGCCGCACUCCGAGCAAAUUGAGCGUUCCAUGACGAACAGAUGAAGUCAAACGUUGAAGAUUAAAUUCCCGGAUCGUCGAUCGUGCAUGUUCGGUUGUCAUUUUUUAUGGACUCCAGGUCACAUUGUAACCUAGCAACGCUUCACAGUGACGUAACGACGAAAAGCGCGCCGUUGGACCGAUCGUGACGUCAUGCAUUGCUCGAGUCCCGACACUUUCCCGGUCGGGGACGCUUGAACAAAGUUUGUGCCUUCUUCUAAAAUAAAUAUUUCAAAUCACUCGCUUUCAACCUGGAAAAAUUCGAAAAUUCAGUCGGGAUGUUGCACAUUUAUUUGAGUAUUGGUGCUUUGGAGCCACCGAGGGGGAUAUGGAGGACAUUUCAUCCAUUGUCCCAUUCGGUGUGGAGUAGGCCUACUACUGUAAACUCUGUCAGGAGCUGGCACGACUUUAGAGGGGAAAGUCGAGACGGCUCCUCAUUGAAUUACGUGUUGGACAAUGCAAUGUCGGCUACCGUGGGCUCCUCACAGGACUCUGUCGAUCUGGAGCCACAACAGCAUUUGAGAGCGUAGUAGCUGCUUUGUAUUGAAAUAGGAGGAUAUCACUACACUUUGAGGGGGAUACUUCUACAGAGAAAGUCAGGACAGUUCCUCAAUGAUUUUAGUGUUGGUCGCUAGGAAGUCGACUCCUUUAGGAAUGGCGACAUAGAUACACCAGAGCAGCGGCUGUUUGCCAGAAUACUGAAUGAUCAAUUGAAGUUGGGUGUGCAUUAGCCAUUCUUCGAAAGAAAGUGCUGCAGAAAAUAUGGGAUUGGUAUCUAUCGGUACCAACGACUGAAGGCUUUCAUAUUGAAUGAACACGCAACCAAAAAAUAGACCACCAUGACUUCUUUCCAAUGUAGCAACCUGUAAAAACUGAAACCGCUUUCGGGAGUCGGGAACACUUCACUCUUCCAAGUUAUCAAAGGAGUAUCACGAUGCAACAUCACCACAACCAGGCGAAAAUUCCAAUAGGUGUUUCAACUGAGAAAUGCCUCCUUACAAGCUGAGAAA